AUGGGUUCUAAAACCAAUCCAUCGGGCCAUAGAUCACGAAGGCCACUGUCAAUAUUUGCUGUGCUUGGUCUCUGCUGUUUCUUUUAUCUUUUGGGAGCAUGGCAAAGAAGUGGGUCUGGGAAGGGAGAUAAUCUUGCAUUGAAAGUUAAUAAGCUGAUGACAGACUGCACUGUUUUACCCAAUUUGAGUUUUGAAUCCCAUCACAAUGAUGUAGAAAUUUUUGAACCUUCUGAGCCAAAAGCUAAAGUAUUCAAGCCAUGUGAUGUAAAAUUUAGAGAUUAUACACCUUGCCAAGAGCAAGACCGAGCGAUGACAUUCCCAAGGGAGAACAUGAUCUAUAGGGAAAGGCAUUGUCCCGCUGAAAAGGAAAAAUUGCGCUGCCUCAUUCCAGCCCCUAAAGGGUACACAACUCCUUUUCCGUGGCCUAAAAGCCGUGAUUAUGCCUACUAUGCUAAUGUUCCUUACAAGAGCCUGACAGUGGAGAAGGCUGCUCAAAAUUGGGUGCAAUUCCAGGGAAAUGUGUUUAAAUUUCCAGGUGGAGGGACUAUGUUUCCUCAAGGAGCAGAUGCAUAUAUUGAUGAACUUGCAUCAGUUAUUCCAAUUGCUGAUGGGUCUGUCAGAACAGCACUGGACACUGGUUGUGGGGUUGCAAGCUGGGGAGCCUACUUGCUAAAGAGAAAUGUGCUGGCUAUGUCCUUUGCCCCAAAGGACAAUCAUGAAGCACAAGUUCAGUUUGCUCUAGAACGAGGGGUACCUGCUGUUAUUGGUGUCCUUGGCUCCAUCCGCCUUCCAUACCCAUCAAGAGCCUUUGAUAUGGCCCAGUGUUCUAGAUGUCUAAUUCCUUGGACUUCAAAUGAGGGCAUGUAUCUAAUGGAAGUUGAUCGAGUCUUAAGACCAGGUGGAUACUGGAUUUUGUCCGGCCCUCCAAUUAAUUGGAAAACAUACUAUCAAACAUGGAAGCGAUCCAAGGAAGAUUUGAAGGCAGAACAGACAAAAAUUGAGGAGUUAGCUGAAAGUCUUUGUUGGGAAAAGAAGUAUGAAAAGGGUGAUAUUGCUAUUUGGAGAAAGAAAACAAAUGCUGAAUCCUGCAAAAAAAAGUCUUCCAAUUUGUGUGAUUUAGAUAAUGCUGAUGAUGUGUGGUACCAAAAAAUGGAGCUCUGUAAAACCCCUUUACCUGCGGUAACCAACAAAAAUGAAGUUGCUGGAGGGGAAUUAAAGAAGUUUCCCGCCAGGCUUUUUGCAGUCCCUCCACGAAUAGCCCAGGGCAAUGUUCCAGGGGUUACAGCUGAAUCUUAUCAAGAGGACAACAAAUUAUGGAAAAAGCAUGUUAAUGCUUACAAAAGAAUUAAUCAAUUGAUUGGCACUAAUAGAUAUCGGAAUUUGAUGGACAUGAAUGCAGGCCUUGGAGGAUUUGCAGCUGCACUUGAAUCGCAGAAGUCUUGGGUGAUGAAUGUUGUGCCCACAAUUGCUGAGAACACUUUGGGUGUUGUCUAUGAGAGAGGUUUGAUUGGCAUUUAUCAUGACUGGUGUGAAGGCUUUUCUACAUAUCCAAGGACAUACGAUCUUAUUCAUGCCAAUGGUUUAUUUAGCUUGUACAAGGACAAAUGCAACGUAGAAGACAUCCUGCUAGAGAUGGAUCGCAUCCUAAGGCCUGAAGGAGCAAUCAUCAUCCGGGACGAAGUUGAUGUCCUUAACAAGAUUAAGAAGAUUGUUGGAGGAAUGAGAUGGUCUGCCAAAAUGAUGGAUCAUGAGGAUGGUCCACUUGUGCCUGAGAAGAUUUUGGUUGCAGUGAAAGAGUAUUGGGUUGCCACCACCCAAAAAAACUCAUCCAAUCAGGAAUAA
Sphenostylis stenocarpa is the source of this 1842-nucleotide messenger RNA. The record is from the annotation of a GenBank genome assembly. Lineage: Eukaryota; Viridiplantae; Streptophyta; Magnoliopsida; Fabales; Fabaceae.